AUGGGGGUGAUGGGGGGGAUGGGGCUGAUGGGGGUGAUGGGGGUGAUGGGGCUGAUGGGGGGUGAUGGGGGGGAUGGGGUGAUGGGGGGGAUGGGGGUGAUGGGGGUGAUGGGGGGGAUGGGGGUGAUGGGGGGCGAUGGGGGGCGAUGGAGGGAAGGGGCAGAGUGGUGGGCACACUCUGCCUGGGAUCGUGCUGUCAAGAGAGGACAGGUGGGCACACUCUGCCUGGGAUCGUGCUGUCAAGAGAGGACAGGUGGGCACACUCUGCCUGGGAUCGUGCUGUCAAGAGAGGACAGGUGGGCACACUCUGCCUGGGAUCGUGCUGUCAAGAGAGGACAGGUGGGCACACUCUGCCUGGGAUCGUGCUGUCAAGAGAGGACAGGUGGGCACACUCUGCCUGGGAUCGUGCUGUCAAGAGAGGACAGGUGGGCACACUCUGCCUGGGAUCGUGCUGUCAAGAGAGGACAGGUGGGCACACUCUGCCUGGGAUCGUGCUGUCAAGAGAGGACAGGUGGGCACACUCUGCCUGGGAUCGUGCUGUCAAGAGAGGACAGGUGGGCACACUCUGCCUGGGAUCGUGCUGUCAAGAGAGGACAGCCCGUCCCCACCCUUUUCCGCGCGACUAAUUUCCCCCACUCCCCGCCACAGCGCGUGCGCGGCGCCCUCGGCGCACCUUGCUGCGCGGACGGCGCCUCCGCCACGCGCGGAGGCAUGGCGGCCUGCGCGGACGAGUCAGGUCAUGGCGGAGCUGCGCGGAGUUGCGAGGGGUUGCGCGGGACGCGCCUCUCCCAGUCGAAGCCAAAGCCUUCCUCUCGAGAAAUGCUGCCGCGAUGCGCGGAUGUGGGGGAUGUGCGGAAGGAGUGCUUCCUUUGGGCUUCACCCUUCGUCCCUCAGGCCCCUCCUGCCCUCCCCGCCUGCCCUCUUGCCCCCGUCUCUCCCGCUUUCCCAUACGCCUCGCCCUUCACCCCUCUCGCCCCCAUCACCCCUCCACCUCUCGCCCUCUCCCGCCCCUUUUCUCCUCUUCCCCCGGCCCUUCUCUCGAGUUCGGUGGCUGCUGUUGGUGCUGGUUCUGGGAAGAACAGCGUUCCUCCCUCUCAGCUCAUCUGCACCGUUGAUGUGAUCCGGGACGAUCUCAUCCAUCCGUUGGCGGGCGGCAACAAGCUGCGCAAGCUGGACGGGCUGCUGCCGCCCGUUAUCCAAUCCGGGGCGACUGACGUGGUCACGUGUGGGGGCUGUCAAAGCGCACACACUGCAGCUGUGGCCGUGGCGUGUGCAGAGAGGGGCCUUAAAGCCCACCUCGUGCUAAGGGGAGAGCCGCCCAAAGUUCCUACGGGAAACACCCUCGUCUCGCACAUGUUCGGCUGCCCGAAAUACGUUUCCCGGGCAGAAUACGCGGACCGGGAGAAGGCGCUUCUUUCUCGGGCAGCUGCGGUGGCUGGGGAAGAGGGGACGGUUCAAUGGGGUGCUGGCCCUGCCACCACAUCAUCCAUGAAGUUUGGUGUGUCAGCAGCUGGAGCAGCCACGUCAGCAGCUAAAGAUGCCACGUCAGGGUUGAGUGACACGUCAGCAGGGAUGUAUGAGUCAGCAAAGGGGCAUCCACGUGUGGCAAUCAUCCCUGAGGGUGGAUCGGAUGGGCUGGCUCUGCUGGGCCUCCUGCGCCUGGUACAUCUGCUCUCAGAGCAAGACAGGGAGCAUGAGCAGACGCAAGCAGGGCACAAGGAGCAGCGGAGGCGAGUGGUGGUGGUGGACAGUGGCACGGGCACCACUGCCGUUGGCUGUGCUCUUGCUGUUCAUCUGCUGGGCCUGCCCUGGCUCGUGGUGGGAGUAACUCUAGCAGGCACCACCGACUACUACACUGCACAGCAGGAAAAUCUGCUCAGAAGCUUCGCGGACCAGCUCCCCUUUCUGCUUUCUCAACCAGAAGCGCCAUUGCCUGUGACUGGCCGAGGCCAGGAGGAGGAUUCUGAUAGCACCUCAACAGAGGCAGCAGAAGGGGCAGGGGUGGCAGAAAUGGCAGAGGCGGCAGAGAGGGCAGAAGAAGCAGAGGGGGCAGAGGCAGCAGGGGAGGUGGGGCGAGCACAGCAGCAGCUGUCUGCCUGUGCCGGCGCCCUUCCCCUCGUCUGGGUGCCGCGAGAGACGCCCCGCCGCUUUGGCAAGGUUCUACCGGGUGAAAUCUCCCAGUGCUGUGAGUUCAUGCGAGCAACAGGCAUCCCUAUUGACCCCAUCUACACACUAGCUGCCUGGGAGGUAGCACACGCUUUACCACGCUCCUUCACACUCACUCAGGCUCUAGGGCAAGCCAAUGGAGGAGAGACACGUGGGCACGGGCUGGCAAAUGAAGGGGACGCUGGAAAGCCUUCUGAGUCUUGUCAACAGCAGGCUGAGGGGCAGAAGCAGCGCUCCCGAGGGCCGAGGGAUCCGAGCCAUGACGAACAGCUUGCUGAAACGCUUGCUCAGGCUCUGCUUCCGAAGCUGGGCGAGUGGCUCGGGAGCACGCAUGUGGUAGGAGACCGUGGAGGAGAGGAAAGGAGCAGCGUUGUUAGCACAGAUGAUGCGCGCGCCCGGGCCAAGGCGCGCGCCCGGACCAAGGCGCGCGCCCGGACCAAGUCGCGCGCCCGGACCAAGUCGCGCGCCCGGACCAAGACGCGCCCCCGGACCAAGUCGCGCGCGCGGACCAGGGCGCGCGCCCGGACCAAGGCGCGCGCCCGGACCAAGGGGCGCGCCCGGACCAAGGCACGCUCCCGGACCAAGUCGCGCGCCCGGACCAAGGCGCGCGCCCGGACCAAGGCGCGCGCCCGGACCAAGGCGGGCCCCCGGACCAAGGCGCGCGCCGGGACCAAGGAGCGGGCCCGGACCAAGGCGCGGGCCCGGACCAAGUCGCGCGCCCGGACCAAGGCGCGCGCCCGGACCAAGGCGCGCGUCCGGACCAAGGCGCGCGCCCCGACCAAGGCGAGCCCCCGGACCAAGUCCAGCCCCCGGACCAAGGCGCGCGCCCGGACCAAGUCGCGCGCCCGGACCAAGGCGCGCGCCCGGACCAAGGCGCGCGCCUGGACCAAGGCGCGCGCCCGGACCAAGGCGCGCGCCCGGACCAAGGCGCGCGCCCGGACCAAGUCGCGCGCCCGGACCAAGUCGCGCCCCCGGACCAAGUCGCGCGCCCGGACCAAGGCGCGCGCCCGGACCAAGGCGCGCGCCCGGACCAAGUCGCGCGCCCGGACCAAGGCGCGCCCCCGGACCAAGUCGCGCGCCCGGACCAAGGCGCGCGCCCGGACCAAGGCGGGCCCCCGGACCAAGGCACGCGCCUGGACCAAGGCGCGCCCCCGGACCAAGGCGCGGGCCCGGACCAAGUCGCGCGCCCGGACCAAUGCGCGCGCCCGGACCAAGGCAAGCCCCCGGACCAAGUCCAGCCCCCGGACCAAGGCGCCCGCCCGGACCAAGGCGCGCGCCAGGACAAACGCGCACCCGGACCAAGGCGCGCGCCCGGACCAAGGCGCGCGCCCGGACCAAGGCGCGCGCCCGGACCAAGCGCGCGCCCGGGCCAAGGCGCGCGCCCGGACCAAGGCGCGCGCCCGGACCAAGGCGCGCGCCCGGACCAAGGCGCGCGCCCGGACCAAGGCGUGCGCCCGGACCAAGGCGAGCCCCCGGACCAAGGCGCGCCCCCGGACCAAGGCGCGCGCCCAGACCAAGGCGCGCGCCCGGAGCAAGGCGCGCGCCCGGACCAAGGCGCACGCCCUGACCAAGGCGCGCGCCCGCACCAAGGCGCGCGCCCGGACCAAGGUGCGCGCCCAGACCAAGGCGCGCGCCCGGACCAAGGCGAGCCCCCGGACCAAGUCCAGCCCCCGGACCAAGGCGCGCGCUCGGACCAAGACGCGCGCCCGGACCAAGGUGCGCGCCCGGACCAAGUCGCGCGCCCGCACCAAGGCGCGCGCCCGGACCAAGGUGCGCGCCCGGACCAAGGCGCGCGCCCCGACCAAGGCGAGCCCCCGGACCAAGUCCAGCCCCCGGACCAAGGCGCGCACCCGGACCAAGGCGCGCGCCCGGACCAAGGCGCGCGCCCGGACCAAGGCGCGCGCCCGGACCAAGGCGCGCGCCCGGACCAAGGCGCGCGCCCGGACCAAGGCGAGCCCCCGGACCAAGGCACGCCCCCGGACCAAGGCGCGCGAACGGACCAAGGCGCGCGCCCGGACCAAGGCGAGCACCCGGACCAAGGCGCGCACCCUGACCAAGGCGCGCGCCUGGACCACGGCGCGCGCCCGGACCAAGGCGCGCGCCCGGACCAAGGCGCGCGCCCGGACCAAGGCGCGCGUCCGGACCAAGGCGCGACUCCGGACCAAGGCGCGCGCCCGGACCAAGGCGCACGCCCGGACCAAGGCGCGCGCCCCGACCAAGGCGAGCCCCCGGACCAAUUCCAGCCCCCGGACCAAGGCGCGCGCCCCGACCAAGGUUAGCCCCCGGACCAAGUCCAGCCCCCGGACCAAGGCGCGCACCCGGACCAAGGCGCGCGCCCGGACCAAGGCGCGCGGCCGGACCAAGGCACGCGCCCGGACCAAGGCGCGCGCCCGGACCAAGUCGCGCGCCCGGACCAAGGCGCGCGCCCGGACCAAGGCGCGCGCCCGGACCAAGGCCGCACCCGGACCAAGGCACGCGCCGGGACCAAGGCGCGUGCCCGGACCAAAUCAAGGCGCGCGCGCGGACCAAGGCGGCGCCCGGACCAAGGCGCGCCCCCGGACCAAGGCGCACCCCCGGACCAAGGCGCGCGCCCGGACCAAGUCGCGCACCCGGACCAAGGUGCGCGCCCGGACCAUGGCCCGCGCUCGGACCAAGGCGCGCGCCCGGACCAAGGCGCUCGCCCGGACCAAGGCGCGCGCCCGGACCAAGGCGCGCGCCCGGACCAAGGCGCGCCCCCAGAGCAAGGCGCUCGCCCGGACCAAGGCGCGCGCCCGGACCAAGGCGCGCGCCCGGAGCAAGGCGCACGCCCGGACCAAGGCGCGCACCCGGACCAAGGCGCGCGCCCGGACCAAGGCGCGCGCCCGGACAAAGGCGCGCGCUCGGACCAAGGCGCGCGCCCGGACCAAGGCGCGCCCCCAGAGCAAGGCGCUCGCCCGGACCAAGGCGCGCGCCCGGACCAAGGCGCGCGCCCGGAGCAAGGCGCACGCCCGGACCAAGGCGCGCACCCGGACCAAGGCGCAUCCCCGGACCAAGGCGCGCGCCCGGACCAAGGCGCGCCCCCGGACCAAGGCGCACCCCCGGACCCAGGCGCGCGCCCGGACCAAGGCGCGCGCCCGGACCAAGGCGGCGCCCGGACCAAGGCGGCGCCCGGACCAAGGCACGCCCCCGGACCAAGGCGCGCCCCCGGACCAAGGCGCGCGCCCGGACCAAGGCGCGCGCCCGGACAAAGGCGCGCGCCCGGACCAAGGCGCGCGCCCGGACCAAGGCGCGCGCCCGGACCAAUCGCGCGCCCGGACCAAGGCGCGCGCCCGGACCAAGGCGUGCCCCCGGACCAAGGCGCGCCCCCGGACAAAGGCGCGCGCCCGGACCAAGGCGCGCGCCCGGACCAAGGCGCGCCCCCGGACCAAGGCGCGCCCCCAGACCAAGGCGCGCCCCCGGACCAAGGCGCGCGCCCGGACCAAGGCGCGCCCCCAGACCAAGGCGCGCCCCCGGACCAAGGCGCGCCCCCGGACCAAGGCGCGCCCCCGGACCAAGGCGUGCGACCGGACCAAGGCGCGCGCCCAGACCAAGGCGCGAGCCCGGACCAAGGCGGUUCCCCGGACCAAGGCGGGCGCCCGGACCAAGGCACGCGCCCGGACCAAGGCGCGCGCCCGGACCAAGGCGCGCGCCCGGACCAAGGCGCGCGGCCGGACCAAGGCGCGCGGCCGGACCAAGGCGCGCGCCCGGACCAAGGCGCGCGCCCGGACCAAGGCGCGCGCCCGGACCAAGGCGCGCGCCCGGACCAAGGCGCGCGCCCGGACCAAGGCGCGCGCCCGGACCAAGGCGGCGCUCGGACCAAUGCGCGCCCCCGGACCAAGGCGCGCCCCCGGACCAAGGCGCGCGCCCGGACCAAGGCGCGCGCCCGGACCAAGCCGCGCGCCCGGACCAAGGCACGCGCCCGGACCAAGGCACGCGCCCGGACCAAGGCGGCGCCCAGACCAAGGCGGCGCCCGGACCAAGGCGGCGCCCGGACCAAGGCGCGCCCCCGGACCAAGGCGCGCCCCCAGACCAAGGCGCGCGCCCGGACCAAGGCGCGCGCCCGGACCAAGGCGCGCGCCCGGACCAAGGCGCGCGCCCGGACCAAGGCGCGCGCCCGGACCAAGGCGCGAGCCCGGACCAAGGCGCGCGCCCGGACCAAGGCGGCGCCCGGACCAAGGCGCGCGCCCGGACCAAGGUGCGCGCCCGGACCAAGUCGCGCGCCCGGACCAAGUGGCGCGCCCGGAUUAA
This is a messenger RNA of Closterium sp. NIES-65, 6432 nucleotides long. NCBI's taxonomy places the organism in Eukaryota, Viridiplantae, Streptophyta, Zygnematophyceae, Desmidiales, Closteriaceae. The record is from the annotation of a GenBank genome assembly.